AUGGCACGAAAUGAAGAAGGUUCUGAUUACAUAUUUUUAUUAAUUGUUGCCAUUUUUAUGGUUGCUACAGGAAGUUUAAAUACACUUUCUGCAAAAUGGGUAGAUCAAUUAGCUUUUGAUCAUCCAGUUUUUCAAACAAUUUGUAUGUUUUUUGGCGAAUUUUGCUGUCUGAUUGUUUAUUUAAUUAUGCAUUUUAUUCGAAAACGGCAAUGGAAAAUGAGAAAGUUUAUUUUUAUUUUUUGACGAAAAUUAGUAGGAAAUUUGGACUUUUAAAUUGUUUAUCCUCCCCCCUUCUCUGUCCUCUUCAAAAAUUAAAAAUACCAAAACUAUCUAGUUGUUAUUCGUUACACCCAUUCAAUUUUGACAACAGAAAUACAGACCACCCCGAUACUACUACUAAUAGGGAGG
Messenger RNA from Meloidogyne enterolobii, 408 nucleotides. NCBI's taxonomy places the organism in Eukaryota, Metazoa, Nematoda, Chromadorea, Rhabditida, Meloidogynidae. The record is from the annotation of a GenBank genome assembly.